Messenger RNA from Etheostoma cragini (Arkansas darter), 2016 nucleotides. It is a transcript of the gene zmat4a, whose product is annotated as zinc finger, matrin-type 4a. Gene Ontology annotation, molecular function: nucleic acid binding; zinc ion binding. Bases 120 to 902 code for a protein of 260 amino acids. Gene Ontology annotation, cellular component: nucleus. Lineage: Eukaryota; Metazoa; Chordata; Actinopteri; Perciformes; Percidae. The transcript is spliced from 7 exons. The record is from RefSeq and is a predicted model, not a curated record.
CGGCCAAUGGGAGCGCAGCAGGGCGGAGAGCAGCGGCACAUUGUACUACAGCGGAGAACUGCCGCCAACAGUAGACGCGUAUCCCGCUCUGUCUGUCGCUAUUCAGCACAUUCUGGUUAAUGGAUUAUACAGUUUCUCUCCAAGUGCAACAUCAGCUGGCGGUGUUCCCAACACACGUCUGCCAGGGUUACAGUGUGGAGUUACAGAUGAAGUCAACAGAGGUGGACCAAGGGCUUUUCACAGACAGCUACUGCAAAGUGUGCAGCGCUCAGCUCAUCUCCGAAUCCCAGAGGGUUGCCCAUUAUGAGAGUCGGAAACACGCCAAUAAAGUCCGGCUGUAUUACAUGCUACAUCCUGUGGAUGGAGGCUGCCCUGCCAAGAAGCUCAGAACAGACAAUGGCAGCGACAAGGGCGAUGUGGACAAGAAUAAGUGCUGCACGCUGUGUAACAUGUCCUUCACCUCAGCAGUAGUGGCACAGUCACACUACCAGGGUAAAAUCCAUGCCAAGAGGCUAAAACUGCUACUCGGAGAGCAGCCUGCCAUCACAACCAAAGAGGCAUCACCCAGUCCUGUAAAGAGCUCACCAGAAACAUCUCCGAUGACCUCCCCGCGACAACGCCGCGACUCGGACCGCUACUGCCAGCUAUGCAACGCCUGGUUUAACAACCCAGGCAUGGCUCAGCAACAUUAUGAUGGCAAAAAGCACAAGAAGAAUGCUGCUAGAGCAGACCUGUUGGAGCAGCUGGGCAAGACCCUUGACAUGGGAGAGAUGAAAGGUCUUAAACGGAGCUAUACCUGUGAAGUCUGCAGCGUCACACUGAACUCGGUGGCACAAUAUCAUGCACAUCUGCAGGGCUCAAAGCACCAAAACAAUCUGAAGAAUCAAAUAUGUGUCCAGUGAGCGUGAGCCGAAGAUAAAAAAACAACAACUAUUAUAUUGAUGUCAGACAAGCUGUGAUCAGCUUGCCCUGCUUUUUCUGCCUCUGCCCUGCUACUGCUCUCCUUCACAUCGUUUCAAUCUCUCUCUCACUCAGCCACCCCAGCGAGGAGGAAAAUAAAGAUUUUUUUUUGUAACACUAGCACUGCAUCAACUCUCUCACCUGUCGGUAUACAGUACAGUUUAAACAGUUUCUCCAUCAUUGACCCUUGACCUUCUACCGCAGCUGUGUUUUUAUCCACUGACAGUCUGAGAGCAUUAAAAUGAUCUUUUUAAAAAUGCACUGGAUGCUAGGUACUUGAGGAUGUAAGGGUUGUUUUUAACUCUUUCUUUUUGCUUUUACUUGACUGAAACAGCAAACUUAUUUGAAAUUAAAGGAAAAGAUAUACAUCAUUAAGCAUUGUGGGCUUUAUCUAUGACUCAAUCAUUCUGUUUGCCCUCAGAUUCUGUAUGGUACAACUCUAAUGCUUUUCUUGCAUACAUGCUUGCAGUGAAGUUAAAUCCCCUUUCUGUCUUAAAGGGGUUGAUGGCAAUAAUGACACCGUUCAGACUCUGAAUAUAUGUUGUAAUGGUAUAAUACAUUUGAAUUCUACAGGCUUGACUUCUGUCUAAUGACUUUGGUCAAUAUAAGUAACAAACGAUCAUUUUUAAAGCUUUUAAAAGAUAAUUCUGAUCAUUCCUUUGUAUAGAGCAAAAAUAACAGGAUCACAUUUGUUUACGCAGAUUUAGCCAACAUUCUUAUCUAUAAUAAUAACAUUGCACCCACCAGGUUAAUUCUGAGAUAUGACAAGGCAAGAAACAUUGUAAAAUUUCUUUUGGGAUGAAUAAAGCAUCUAUCUAUCUAUCUAACUAUCUAUCUAUCUAUCUAUCUAUCUAUCUAUGAGCAGUGCUCACCUCUGAUUGUAUACCUCCAAGUAAACUGGUUUAGAUAAUCUGGCAAAACUGCUGGCUUUUUUUACAACCUGACUUAUUGUUUUGUUGUAGCGUUUGCACCAUUCUCCCAGAUCUCAGAAAUUACUUUGCUGGGAACAAUGUUACCAAACACAAAUUAUGUCUAAUGCUAAAAGAAAAUGAUACU